ACGCGGGGCGUGGCGAUUCGUAAACUCGUAAUUGUAAUCGCAUAAUCAUCAAUUUGGGGGCGUGCAAAUGCGCCUGGAUUGAUAUUUUAGGAAUCCGUUGUAGUUUGGUUGUAGUGGUACACGGAUGUGGAGAUAAGAACUCGUUUUAUUUGUUUGCAUAUACAACGGUAACAGCCUUCAAGAUUCAGGUAUAUCCAGUUUGCGAAAACAUGAAAUACACAUUAAUGUCAAACAUCUUUGCAGGUGCAAAUAUGUUCUGGCAGUCUCAUGUAGCUACUUCUGCAAGUGUUGACCAGCUUUUAGAUAAAGAGGAUGCCACUCUGGAGCAGCUCCUCGAUGAAGAUGAUGUUAUCCAAGAGUGCAAGGCGCAAAACAGCAAAGUGGUCGAGUUCCUGACGCGGCCGGAGGUGCUGUCCGCCCUGGUGGAGCGUCUGGUCACUGAGCCGCCGGCCGGCGCCGAGCUCACCACGCAGUACCGGCACCCGAACCUGGCCUGCGAGGUGGUCCAGUGCGCCAUCCCGGCCGUCCUGGACCGGCUGGCCUCCGAUCGCGCCCUGCUCGACCGGCUGUGCGCGCCGCUGCACCAGCCGACGCCGCUCAACCCGCUGCUGGCCAGCUUCCUGUCGCGCACACUGUCACUGCUGCUGGCCAGGAGGACCGACCAGGUGCUCGAGUACCUGCGCUCGCAGGAGCAGUUUGUCGACCAUAUCCUCCAGCACCUGGCUACCUCAGCCAUCAUGGACCUGCUGUGUCACCUUGUCUCCGGGAUUGAGGACACCGAGCCGCGACAGGCCACCUUCACGUGGCUGACGGAGCGGCGUCUGGUGCCGCGGCUGGCGCUCCUGGUUGGGGACGCCGAGCAGCCCGAACGACAGGCGAACGCGGCGGUAGUGCUGACAGCAGCCAUCGCCUGCGGACGGCAGCUGGCCAUGCAGCAGGCGCCCGACGAGCGCGAGCCCAACCCGCUGCUGGCCUCCAUCGAGAGCGAGGAGUUUGUCUCGUCGCUGGUGGACGCGGUGCUGGCCGGCGGCCGCACAGAGGCCGGUCUGGUGAACGCCAUCCACGUGCUCCUGCCGCUGCUGGACCCGGGCGUCGUCGCCCCGACCGUCUCCGCCACGGGCCUGAGCUCAGAGGACGCCACCCCGACCGGCGGCGACCCGCCCUGUGUGUCCGUGGCGGUAUCGGCGCUGCUGAGCCGCCUGCCGGCGCUCCACCAGACCCUGGUCUCUCCGCCGGCGCGGCCCGACCUGGUGACCAGCUGGGGCCGGCUGAGCCCGCCGCUGGGCGCCACUCGUCUGCAGGUGGCGCGCCUGAUAGUCGCCCUCCUGGCCACCGGCCGGCCGGCCGUGCGCGCCCAGCUGGCCGCGCUGGGGACCGUGGAUGUGCUUCUGGAUCUGUUUUUCCACUUUACUCUGAACAACUUUUUGCACUCCCAAGUCGAGCAGUGCGUGAGCCUGAUUCUGGAGUCCGCACCGCAGGAGACUGAGGAUGCCAGCUCCCAUCCGCUGCUCGAACAGCUAUUUACCACCUCGAGGCUUAUUCAGAGAAUCCUGCAAGGAAUGGAGGAGAAAGAUGCAACCACAGAGAAGUGUGAUGAGAACCGGUGCUGGCGGUCGCUGCGCGGUUACGGCGGCCACCUCAUCAGCAUGGCCAACAAGGUCGUGGCCGCCAUGGACUCGGGACCGAACAGCGAGCUACUGCGACGACUCAUUGACCAGCUGCCUGAACACGUGCGGUCCGGGUGGCACUCCUUCACAGACACUCAGCUGCCGCGCAUCAACGAACUCAAUAGGCCGGUGGUGAUGCCGGACCAGAGGCACGACUCGAGCAGUGACUCCGACUUCCGUGGAGUCUCCGAGUCACAACAGUUCACAGCCGCGCUCAUGAAGGCCAUGGGCGACAGCUCAUCGGGUGGUCUGCCGGACGCGUUCGGUCGCGCAGAUGACGAGUUUCGGGAUCUCAGCUCGGGCCUGGGCCCGCUGGGCGCCGCCGGCCUGCUCUCCCUGGCGGCGGAGGCCGAGUCCCGGCCCGGCGCCUCUGAGCUGUUCGAGCAGCACUGCGCCGAGCGGCUGGGCGGUUUGGGUGGCCCGGUGGGCUCGGCCGGCUGGCCGUCCCACGGCGUCUCCAGCUCCAGCAGUGACGAAGAUGAGGACGAGGAGGAGGGAGAGGACGGCCGACUCCGGAUGGAGGUGGACACCAGCGACCCGUGGGCGUCCGCGCCGGCCGCCGCCGACGCCGGCGACCCCUGGGGAGCCUCGUCCGGCGCCGCCGAUAGUAGUGACCCGUGGGCCACCUCUCCCCCCUCGUCCACCGAGGCCAACGUGUGGCAGUCGGCGCCGGCGGCCGACCUCAGCGCCGAGCGCGACUGGGCCAACUUUGACGCGUUCUCGGCUCCGAGCGCGCGGCCGCCGUCGCCGCCGCUGCUACCGCCGCCGGCCGCCGCACUGCAGGGUGUCAGUCCCGACUCUCAGUCGUCGCCCGGCGUGGCGCCUCCGCGGCCGCCUGGCAGUGGAUCACCUCACUUCCCGGUGGAUUUCAACAGUGGCGACGCUUUCGGCAGCGCUGUUGGUUCGGUGCCCAUGGUGACCUCCCCGCCGCGUCCCGACACAGAUUCGUCAGCCGACCCCAGCGGGGCCGUCUCGGACCGACUGACACCGCAGCAGAGUGCCUCGUCUGAUGGCGGCUCAGGUGCGGUUUCGUCGGCGCAGAGCGGCCCCGCCGGCCCGGACAGUCCCAGAAUGGACGUCAGCUCUGAGGGCACUGGCUCGGCCACCUCUGCCGACUCCGGCGCCCCUGUGACGGGCUCGGAGAGCGGCUCCACACUGACGGACUAGCGGCUCGAGCGGCCGCGGCCGACCACUCUGUUGUCCAUAGGCGACGUCCGCCCGAGUACAACGCCUCUGUGACGCGAUGUGUAUGGUGCGUGAUGGCGAGCGUGUCUGUAUCAGAUGAGAGCGGGGGGGGGGGGGGGCACGAUAAACACAGACUGCGACCAUGCGGCUGAUCUUAGCUCUUAGAUCCUGGGUUGACAACUGAACAGUGGUGCUGCGGGCAUUUUGUACCCCUUUAACCGCAGCCGUGCGUAAUUUUUAUUCAUGCUAGCGCGCGCAUUGUUUUAUCUGCUGAGUCUGUAUGUUAUGUACAUUCCAGAGGCGUUUCUGGUUGUUUUAGGUUUGAUCUGCUGGGCGGUACAUUGCGCGCGCCGGGUUUGUUGUGUGCCAAAUUGGUCUCUGCGCUCGCCGGCCCACCCUAUGUUGGUUCAGUGACCGGCCGUUGUCGAAGCCUCGGCGCGCGUCCGCCAGGGGCGCUAGUGAGCCGACCGGUGAUCUGCAGUCUGCACGAGCGAGCGGGUAGUGUGACGAGGCACCAAUACAGGGCAACGCGCCGGAGCGAGA
Molecule: messenger RNA, 3395 nt
Organism: Amphibalanus amphitrite
Lineage: Eukaryota; Metazoa; Arthropoda; Thecostraca; Balanomorpha; Balanidae
Product: serine/threonine-protein phosphatase 6 regulatory subunit 3-like
Exons: 17
Coding region: 210-2834 (874 amino acids)
Cellular component (GO): nucleus; cytosol
Molecular function (GO): protein phosphatase binding; protein phosphatase regulator activity
Source: RefSeq, a predicted model, not a curated record